Galendromus occidentalis (western predatory mite) is the source of this 3233-nucleotide messenger RNA. RefSeq lists its product as uncharacterized. The record is from RefSeq and is a predicted model, not a curated record. The transcript is spliced from 15 exons. Gene Ontology annotation, molecular function: heme binding; oxidoreductase activity, acting on paired donors, with incorporation or reduction of molecular oxygen; monooxygenase activity. NCBI's taxonomy places the organism in Eukaryota, Metazoa, Arthropoda, Arachnida, Mesostigmata, Phytoseiidae. Bases 51 to 3140 code for a protein of 1029 amino acids.
CUCAUCGAUCUAGUGGCGGCUCUCGCACGAUCCCGGGUGGCAGAGUGAAAAUGUUGACAGUCGUGGGCGCCUUGGUGGUCAUCUGCAUACUCUUCCUUCUCUACGAAUGGUGGCCCUAUUGGAAACAGGGAGCUAUGCUGAAGAGCAUGCCUGGUCUCACCCCGAGUGUGAUACCGUGGAUGAAUUGGAUCUAUAUGCUCACGUCUCUUCGGAAAUUCAAGGGAGGCGGAGACAUGAGCUCCGCGUUCUUCAACUUUCGACACGAGCUCUUCGCGCGAUAUAGAAAAGAAGGGAUAUUCAAGACCUGGAGCUCUUAUGACGGAGGUCCGACAAUAUGUGUGUUCCGCGCGGACCUCGUCGAAGAUGUCAUCAAAUCCCCCAGUUUCUCCACAAAAUCCAUCGAAUACGAAUUAAUCCGCGAUUGGCUAGGAAAAGGGAUACUGACAAGUCACGGCGCUCAAUGGAAAGCACAGAGACGUCUGCUCACGCCCACGUUCCAUUUCUCGAUUCUUGAUGAAUACGAGAACUCAAUGAAUUCCCAUUUCUUGAAAAUCGUCCAAAACAUGAGGGACCAUCCGGAGAUCCAGAAAAACGUGGAGCUCAGCGAAUGGGCCACCGACUGCACAAUGGCAGUACUCCUUGAAACAGUAAUGGGCUUGGAGGUCGAUGAUCCAGAAUGCGCCGAUAGCAGGGAAUACGUCCAGGCUGUGAACAGCGCGGCGCUCCUCUUCAGCCUGAGAUUCCUGAAGCCAUGGCACAAAUGGGAUUAUUGCUUCUACAACUCGUCCGAGGGAAAGAGUUAUCUGGAAGCUGUGGAUAGACUGCAUGCUUUCAGUCAGAAGGUUAUCGCGAAGAAGAUUCGGGACUUGACAGCUGACCCGUCGCUGAUUGGAGUCCGUCCCGGAAAAAAACAAUCGUUCAUUGACAUGCUCGUUUCCUUGCACCUGCAAGGAGAACAGAUCUCCGUCCAAGAAAUGAAGGAACAAGUAGCAACAUUCAUGUUCGCCGGACACGACACGACCGGAUGGGCGAUAGCUUGGACGUUGUACCAAAUCGGCGUCUACCCUGAUGUGCAGGCCAAGGUCCAUGAAGAGCUUGACAUGGUUUUCGGAAGAGACAUGACCCGUCACACGACAGCGGACGAUCUCAAGAGACUGGAAUACUUCGACCGGGUUCUGAAGGAAUGCCAACGAAUCUACGGCUCCGUUCCUUUCAUAUCCCGGCAAUGUACCGUGGACGUCCAGCUGAUUUCAGGCAAAUAUGAGAUUCCGAGGGGAGCGACCAUCACGAUAGCGAUACAUUAUAUACAUCGAGAUCCUGAAGUGUUCCCAGAGCCGGAGACAUUCGAUCCGGACCGAUUCCUGCCCGAAAACGUCCGAUGUCGACACCCUUACUCGUACAUUCCAUUCUCGGCCGGGCCGAGGAAUUGCCUCGGACAGCGUUUCGCUCUCCAAGAGUUGAAGAUCUCACUUGUGAAUAUCUUGAGGAAUUUUAAAAUCAAAAGCAACAGACCUUUGAGUGAAAUCAAUAUUGCCGGCGAGCUCAUUCUUAGAGCGAAGGAUGGCCUCUACGUAGAUUUCAUUCCGCUCGACUACAUCAUGCUCUUCUCCAUUUCAGUUGUGGUACUGCUGGUGACGGUUUCCUUGUGUCUCGUGGGAUGGCAGUCGUAUUGGAGAGCGCGGAAAAUGCUCAUGAACAUGCCCGGUCCCACACCCAGCAUCCUGCCGUGGUUGAAUCCAAUCUACUUGCUCGUCUCGUUGUUGAAGUUUAAGAAAGACGGAGACUCAAGCGUGGCGUUCUUGAAGCUGCGCAGCGACCUUGCCGAAAGACAUCGAUCUGAAGGGAUCUCCAAACUUUGGACUUCACCUGAUGGGGGACCGUUAAUCUUAGUGUUCCGUGCGGAUCUCCUGGAAGAGCUCCUGAGAUCACCGAGCUUCGCGAAGAAAUCUGUUGGAUACAGUCAGCUCCACCAUUGGCUCGGCAACGGCCUCCUGUCGAGUCAUGGCGCUGAAUGGAAGUCUCAGAGACGCAUGCUCACUCCUUCAUUUCAUUUCUCCAUCUUGCGAGAAUACGAUGGUCCAAUGAACAGCCAUUCUUUGCGACUUGUCGAGGAAAUGAAGGCUCAUCCAAAACUCCGGAAGAACAUCGAGCUCGGUGAAUGGGCAACCAACUUUACGAUGGCUAUCCUACUCGAGACGGUCAUGAGUCUGGAGCAUGACGACCCAGCGUUCGCUGAUCGCAGAGAAUAUAUCGAUGCUCUGGGCGAAACAACGUGCGCAUUCGUUCAGAGAUCCACGGUACCAUGGUACAAGUGGGACUGGCUCUACUUCAACACACCCGACGGGAAGCGAUAUCUGAGCGCAGUGGACAGGCUCCACUCAUUCAGCGAAAAGGUGAUCGAGAAGAAGAUCAAAGACUUCACCGCUAAUCCGAGUCUGAUGGAAAAUCGUCCCGGGAAGAAACAAUCGUUUAUCGACUUGCUCGUUUCUCUCCAUCUCAAGGGAGAACAGAUAUCGGUCAAAGAAAUGAAAGAGCAAGUUGCAACAUUCAUGUUUGCGGGCCACGACACGACCGGAUGGGCAACAGCCUGGUCGUUGUACCAAUUGGGCAUCUUCCGAGAUGUGCAAGCCAGAGUUCAUGAGGAGCUGGACAUGGUUUUCCAAGGAGACACGACCCGCCACGUGACGACGGAAGAUCUCCAGAAACUGGAAUACUUCGAUCGAGUUCUGAAGGAGUGCCAAAGACUCAACGGCUCGGUUCCCUUCGUUUCACGGCAGUGUACUGUCGACGGAGCCAGUCUCGGAAAAUACAAGAUCCCGAAAGGCGCAACUAUGACCAUCGCCAUUCGUUAUCUGCAUCGAGAUCCGAGAGUUUUCCCUGACCCGGAGAAGUUCGAUCCUGACCGCUUCCUGCCGGAAAACGUCCGGGGCAGACACCCUUAUGCGUACAUUCCGUUUUCGGCAGGAGCGAGGAAUUGUAUCGGACAACGCUUCGCACUUCAGGAAUUGAAGAUCUUAUUGGUGAAUAUUCUGAGAACCUUCCAGAUCGUGAGCAGCAAACCGUUGAGCGAAAUCCAGAUUGCUGGAGAGCUGAUCCUCAGAGCGAAGAGCGGUCUUCAUGUUGACUUCGUUCCGCGAUGAACGGACGACCGAGGAUUGGAUGAAUGUUCUCAUGGAAACAGCGCUCUUCCUUGUUCUGUGCAGGAAUGCCUUCGGCGCUAAAUAAAUGUCUCA